AUGCAAAGCAGUACUGCGCGAGCAAUAUUCGAUGAAUUGAAUCGGUUGAUCGAAUCUGUGCGCAACAAUGACACCAGCGCACUACGAGGCUUGCUUGAUCAGUAUAUCCCAUUGGCAAUAAGCGAGCACCAGCAACUGCCUGACGGAAACGAAUGUUUGCGUAUUUUUCAGCAAAAUCUAAUUCAUCUUGAACAGUUGCGCACUUGUGUUGCCCCGCAUUCGGGGGAACAAAAUACCGAGCAAUUUUUUCUCCAAUUUAUCCUUCCAUUUGUUGGGAUAGUAAAACAAAUACCGAAACAACAGCAGCAGCAACAACAACAACAACUCCAACACAACCACAAAGAUCCACCGGAACAGAAGCAAAUACAGAAUGAAACAGAUUUUCUUUCUAGAUCCGUGCGUGCCGUCAACGAUGCCUUGAGCCAAAACGAUCCAAAUAACACACUGACCGUGUUACGGCCGUUUUUACGCGAACAUACUUUGAAAGCAUUACACGUGCAUCGAAUACAAGGAUCGCUUGGUUUAAUUGCCGGUCUGUAUCAUGUGGAAUUGGUUGCUGCGAAAACUGAUAAAGGUUCAGAUUUGACACAGGAAGAAUUGAUCGCAGCGUCUGAUGUGCUAUCUUGUGUGGUUCGACUGAAUGAAGCUAUUGAUCGACACGAUCCGCAAGCCGUCUAUUUUGCUCUCAUCGCGUCAGACGCUUAUUGGGAUGAUGUGCAUAUGGAAUCAGACAUUCGGGAACAAGACAAAUGGGCUCGAUUCUAUUUUCAGCGACUCUGUCGAGUACGGGAUCAGAAAUCCAUCUCAGGACGACUGCCAAUUCUGACACACGCGGAAAUUCAGGCCGUGAUUAGUCAGUAUAGAAAUGCCAGAUUGUCCAGUCACGAGACUGGCCGGAUCCGAGGAACGAGCAGUUGUGGAUCCUGUAGUCCGUUGUGUGACACACCGGAAAAAUCUUCGGUUGAUCGAUGCAUGGAUCGAUUGUUAUCCAGCUUGACGCAUAAUAUACCUCUCCUCACGUUUGAAAGUUUACGUGCAAUGCAACGUUCCGGUCUGCUAGCGGACUGUUCGCUGACACCGGCUGCGGCAGAUCUGUAUCACUCAUUCAUACAGUUUUACUUGCAUCACUGUCAGAAUCAAGUAGUCUGUUCACAACAGACUUUCGGUGUUUCCAAACCCAAUUCGUUGUCCAUAGACCAUGUUUGUGAGGCAGUCGAUCGAACCAGGCGUUUGGAGAAUAGGAUGCGUGAACUUGGCCUUUUAUUAACCGAACUGAAUCAGGCAGUUGAGCUGAAAAAUCCGGUGGAAAUUUCUCGAUGUCUUCGAAAUUCACUGAUUUAUACAGAUCUUGGUUCCACCAAUAUACAAUGGAUGAAUGGUCAUGCCAAUCCAGCUUACAACGAGGCGUAUGAAUCCGCUCUGAUUCAGUUGCGAGCAAAUCGGAUAGCCCGUUUCCAAUGUUCAGGAAAUCGGACCAGUACACAAUCCACGGAACAACCUCGCCUCUCUUUGACCGCUGCCUAUUUGGAAACACUUUGUUCCUUCGUUUUGGAUUGUGGCUGGUUGUGGACUCAUAUUCCCGCGGUCAGUUCCCAUGAAGCCCAGGCCAGUGGCACAAUCGAAGAUCAAAUUUUGACUCGUUUUAGAGUUCCUUAUUUUUAUAAUAUUUACACGAGGGACAUAAUUCGCUGGCCAAUUCACACAAGCGUCUGUCCAGCACAAACGUGUGUGUGGACGGAUAAUCUCUCACAGCUCCGAUGGCCGACCGGAAUUCGUGAUGUCCCGUGUCUGGAUCCGGCUGUGCUGAAUCGGGAAGAUUGUUUGCUAGUCGUGUCCCGUGUCAAUAAACUGAUGGAACUUCAGAACUCAAUUCAAAUGGAUCCUGUCCCUGUGCUUCCAGUGCUUAACUGGUCUGAGCUAUGUCAGGCUACGGCCACUCUGGUUGAAGCUCAUCUACCACCGGAACAGUACAUGGUGCGAAAACAUCAUCAUCAACAACAGCUGGCAUGCUUGGUUCGUUGUAUUGUUCGCAUUCAAUCCUACUGGCGAGGCUAUUGUGCCCGUAAACAAUUUCGAAACCGUUUGGAAUUCUACGACAGUCCAACUGUGCAAAAAGCUGUUGUCUGUUUGCAAAAGCACUGGCGUCGUCGAUCGGUCCAGCAGAGGUUAGCGCAGUUACGAUUGGAUCAAAGAAAACGAAUUUUUGAUUUGAUUCGCUUACAAUCUCUGUGGCGUGGAACACGUGCACGUCUGUUUCUUCGACGACUCUAUUCUCUGGCCCGAUACACGACGGAUACAGCCCAGAACUACGCACCUAUCGAGAUCAUGCGCGUUCCGAAAAGAACACCAUUAGUGAGAAAAACUGCUCCAAUUUUCCGGACAUUAUUAUGGUCAUCGUCAUCUGAACCAGAACGGGAAAUCAAGAGUUCCAAUGACCUAACGGAAACGCGGAAGAAAACUCCGGUUCGACUGAUCGUUCGAUCUCCUAGUACUCACAAUUUCACUCCGCCCGGGACUUGUCAGUCCGACAUUUGGGCAGUAGAUUGUGUCGCUCAAUACGUUCAUUGUUUGGACGGCUGUGCCGCCAAAGCAGCUUAUCGGCAAGAAUUGGAAGGGUUUUCGUUGGGCAAAAAGAUUUUGACGAUCAUCAAUCGUUUAGACGAAGUGCAAAAAGAGUUAACCAGUUCAGAUAAAUUGAUCAAACUGCUCAUUCAAAUACGACUAAACGGUCGAACUGUGUCCACACGAAGUGAUCCUUCCAGUCAACAACCCGUACCGGAAUUCAACGGGGAACUCGAGUUUCAAACCACCGGAUGUCAUAAUGCCAGCGAUCUAUCCACUGUACCCAGUCCAUUGAUUCGUCUUUAUGGUCAAGUGUGUUAUUUGUGCUAUACACAACCGGAAUAUGUGGCCAAUUUGGUCUGUGCUAUACCGAAUGCCAUGCUGUGGAAAUUUUCCGUCAUUCCGCAGACUUCCGGAUUCUGUCAUUUUCGUCCCAAUAUGUACGGCUUGUCCAUUGAACGUCUAGUGUUCGGUUUGUUCCGAUACGCGUCGACCACGGCGGAUGAGCUACGACUUAUGCACGUCCUGAUUCGAUGCGUGCACAAAGAAAUUUAUCAACUGUACGCAUCCGGAGACACACACCGUUGGUUUGCCGAGCAUGAACCAUGGCCGUUUGUGUUCCGAUUGGCUGUGUCUAUGGCUCGGCUGAAGACCAAUCAACAACAUACACACAAGUCUUCAGCUGGCCGCAACCAAUCAGGUCAUAGUCUUAGUGUAAAUGGUGCGGCUACUAUCGUUCCUGGGGGCGCAAAAGGUGAGGGUCACGGUGGGUCUGCCGGGACCGAAUUUCAAACGCACGUUACUCGACUGCGCAUGCUUUUGGUGGAUGUGGUGGAACAAAUUAAACGAACCGAUCGGGAACGUUCGAACGGAUCAGAACCGGCUCGUUCGAACUGGUCCAAUAAACGUGCAGGUGUUAUGAGUCCCUGGCUUAGUCGAACAAAAUCCGCACUUGCCGUGCACAUCCCAUCCGAUAGUACCUGGAAAAGUAAAUCCCAAUCGCCAGGCCUACUGAGCACAGAAUCUGCACCAAUCUUGGAAACGGCCACACCUCUGAUUGGAAAAUCGGAAUCGGCCUUGCAACAUAUGAUUGAGGCAGCGGCGAAAUUUUUCCACGGAAUUUUUGUUCAACCCGGUCUGGCUGCGUUACCUGAAUGUUUGGUUCAGAUCAUGCGUGAGUUGUACCUGGCUUUGCGUCACAUGUUCCCAGAUCAUCCGGAGAAGAUUCACUUAAAGCUCCGUUUUUGUCUCGUCUACAUUCGUUUCGUUCUGAUUCGCGAUUCCCUGCACAACCAAGCGAAUGAUUAG
Echinostoma caproni is the source of this 3870-nucleotide messenger RNA. The record is from the annotation of a GenBank genome assembly. NCBI's taxonomy places the organism in Eukaryota, Metazoa, Platyhelminthes, Trematoda, Plagiorchiida, Echinostomatidae.